Messenger RNA from Salvia hispanica, 902 nucleotides. RefSeq names its product mitochondrial import inner membrane translocase subunit PAM16 like 1-like. The record is from RefSeq and is a predicted model, not a curated record. NCBI's taxonomy places the organism in Eukaryota, Viridiplantae, Streptophyta, Magnoliopsida, Lamiales, Lamiaceae. Gene Ontology annotation, cellular component: TIM23 mitochondrial import inner membrane translocase complex. Gene Ontology annotation, biological process: protein import into mitochondrial matrix.
CCUUCUUCAUCAUCAACCCUCACACGAGAUUAACUCUUUCCCAAGAAAUAAAACGAAACGAAUCCAACCUCAUUUAGUUUAGGUCGAACCCUUUCGCGAAUCCUAAUCACAGAAAAACUUCCUCUUAUUCUCCUCUGAUUAUUUUGUUUUCUGUAUUUUAAGGUUAUUCGGAGUUCGUUAAUCGAUUGGUGAUUGUGUUUUGCACUUCUAGCCAUGGCAGCCAGAAUUCUUGCUAACUUGAUUGUCAUGGGUUCUGGAAUAAUGAUCAGAGCGUUUGCUCAGGCAUAUCGUCAGGCACUUGCAAACGCCUCAAAGACUGGUGCUGCGCAAGAAGCAGUGGAAACUAUCAAAAGAGGUAGUAAAAUGAUGACUGAGGCGGAGGCUAGGCAAAUACUUGGUGUCACUGAGAAUACACCAUGGGAAGAGAUUGUGAAGAGGUAUGACAAGUUGUUUGAGAGGAAUACUCAGAGUGGCAGUUUCUAUCUCCAAUCGAAGGUGGUUAGAGCGAAAGAAUGCCUGGAAAGUGUUGAGAAACCAAAGCAGCAGCAGAACCCGAGUUAAAUCAUUUUCUCGUGGUUCGUGAGAAAUCUUUUACCGAGUUGUGAAAUAUAGGUAGUUAUAUCACUCUCUGAGAAGAUCGUUGUUUCUCACAUAAUUCUUUGGGUUUUGACACCUGGAAUAUGGUACGAAAAGUUUCAAGUGGCUUGAAUGUCAUAUAUUAGUUGAGGAUCGGAAUGUGCUAUCCUACUGCUGUUUGUAAACGCAACUUCGUAUCCUAGCUAUAUCAUUAUAUAUGCGCGGCCAACGAAUAACCCUUGUAACUGUUUUGCACGAGCUUGGCUGUCUAUUCAGAAGAUGGCCUAUGUUCUCAUAGCUAUUGAUUUGAUGAUCUUGGUUUGGAA